Cercocebus atys (sooty mangabey) is the source of this 2614-nucleotide messenger RNA. RefSeq lists its product as uncharacterized. The record is from RefSeq and is a predicted model, not a curated record. NCBI's taxonomy places the organism in Eukaryota, Metazoa, Chordata, Mammalia, Primates, Cercopithecidae.
UACUGGAAUGACAGCUGUGAGCCACUGUACCCAGCAAAAAACUAUUUUAAAUGGCUGCAUAAUAUUCCACUGAAAGCCUGUGCCCUGACUGAGCUGACCAUUCCAUAGGAUCUGAUAUUUGAGUAGCUCCCAUUUUUGUCACUUUUAUAAACAGCAUUGCUGUCACCAUUGCCACCCACACACCCCGUUCAUUCCCUGGUGUGGGGUGGGAAGGGAGAAGAGAGGUUGUCAAUUUCAUAAAAAAUCUUUCUGAAUAAAGAGUCUGAGCAUUUUUUUUUUCACUUUCUAAACAUGUUGCCAGAUUGCCCCUCAGAAGGCCUGUACCAAAUUUACACUGUUGGCAGCAUUUUUUGAUGAGAACUACUCUUCACGCUAAUUUACAGUUUUUCUCUCGGAUCUGGAAUUCUCGCCCUGGCUGGUUCUCCUGGGAGGCAUGAGGCAUGUAUAAAGAUAUCUGAGCGAUGGCUGUCACCAGAGGGGCGUAUCUGGUUCUUCUGCCAGGUGCUCAGGCUGGGAGUGUUUCUGUCUGCUGAGCCAGGCCAGGUGGGGCUGAGAGCACUGUCUCAGUGCUCCCAAUCCCUGCCUGCUCUUAAGCCACCAGAGAUCUUCCGAGGUGGGUCCUGGAAUGCCUCGGUACCCUGCGGUUCAACACUCUGGCCCAUCCUAGACAGAUGAGUCUCAUCAGGUGCCACCACCGUGAUUCCUGCUCUCACACCCUGGCACUUCAUUGGGGCUCCUUUGCAAUAAGUCAAUCAGCUACUGCUGGAGAAAAAAAAAAAAUUUCUCCUGGGUAGGGAGAUGGGGACAGGGGCCAUAAGUGAAGCCACAUGCUCCUGGAAAGCCAUAGCCACAGCCCCUGACCACGUGCUGAACUCUUAGCACCACUGCUGCUGCUGCCUUUAGGCUGUAGCAUUGCUUUGCUGAGGUUCUGUGACGCGCAGCCUUUCCCCUAGCUCUGGUCCUCCUCCUCCGGGGGUGGCCCUUGUUUGCAAACAGCAACAGGAAGUUUUGACGCUGCUGAUUAACCAGACUCCCACAGCUCUCUGUGCUGAGUCAUCGCCACUAGUGUCAACCUCUCGCCUGCCCCGCCGACACCACCAGCUUCCAGGUGACCGAGAGGAAGCAGCAAGCAUCCUGUGGUUCCAGUGGCUUCCAUCUGCCACCUUCUAGGGGAGGGACAAACUUCCAUCCACCCCAGACAACCAGAAUGUGCAGGGCCCUGAAUGCCAGGAUGGGAAUUUAAUCUAAUUAAACUUCAGCAAGGGGCUGAGGGACAGCUUCAUGCCAGGCACCGGGAGAAACUCUUUACACACAGGAUUGCCUUUGCUUUCAUUCAAUCCCUGCAACAUGUGUGCAAACCUCCCACCUGGCAUCCUGCAUGUGUCCAGCAACUCCCUGCACCUGGGCACUAAUCACGCAGGUGGGCUUGGCAUCCUCACAGCCUCUGUAGCACAUGCCUUCAGGGGGAAGAGACCCGGGGACUCAGGAGACUCGAGGCAUCUCCAGAGUCACAGCCUGAAGACGGAACCCCAUGCUCUCCUGGACAUAAAAGCCACACAGUCCCUGGUAGACAGGAUCUGCUCCAAGCAUUUUCCAAAGCCGCAGGGGCUGCUUACAAGACUCUGCCCAUCACCCCCAACCUGGCUGAGCUGGGACCACAUCGACGCCUGGCCUGACUCUUCUACCAGGAUGCCCUCCAAGACCAACACUGAUGCCUGAGCCCUCACCAGGGAGACUGGGGGUGCCCCUACGCGGCUGCUGCACCUGAUGUUGGAAACGGAGGCUCCAAAAACAUAAGUGAAGUGAGAAAACCGAGGCCUGAAAAGUGUCAACCCAAAAGACACUCCUUGCCCCAAGCCCAGAAGGCUGAGGAAGUAGGGAAGUGCGGUGGGAUCUGUCUUCCCGUGUGUCUUCAGGAUCCCGGGGCCUGCCCCUCCUGGCUUCCUCUUGAGAAAGGCCUCAGAAGACCCACCUUUGGUCGAAGGACAGAAGCUGGGCCGAGAGGCAAGGGUUUUGGCCUCCACAGGGGAAACUCUGGGCUCAGAACUGCCGAAGUGACUCACGGGCCCUGCUGGGAAGCAGCUGACGUUCCUUGUCUGCGCCUUACAAAACCACAAUGGGCUGCGAGUGACAGCCAGCUGCUCUGAGUGGCGGAGGAAUGUUGUUGCCAGACAGGUUCCUGAGGCAUCUGCUGAGCUGUGCUCCAGAAACCAGCCCUGGGCAGCUGCCACACCAAGCAGCCUCCACCCCUCCCCACAACCAGGACUCAUAGAGGGCACCCCCACCAACCUCAACAGAACCCUCCCGUCAGGGAUCCGUGGAAGUCAGCCACUGCCACAAGGACAGCCACCCAUUCCGGGCAGGAGCUCAUGGGAAACCAUGACCAGGGAACCCAUCCCUCCCCACCCCCAGCAAGACUUGAGGCCAGGGAGGUUAGAGGGGUCUCCCUAUGACCAAAUCUGUGGCCGUCACAACCGACCUUGAACCAUAAUACUAAGAAUGAGAACAAUAAUAAUCACAGCUAACCCCUCGCACUCACUACAUGCCAGGCACCAUGGCAUGGAGCGCUUUUUCUGGAUUAUCACAUGUGUUCAUUUCCUGGGGCUGCCGUAGC